This is a messenger RNA of Capronia coronata CBS 617.96, 738 nucleotides long. RefSeq lists its product as uncharacterized. The record is from RefSeq and is a predicted model, not a curated record. The transcript is spliced from 2 exons. Bases 1 to 738 code for a protein of 245 amino acids. Lineage: Eukaryota; Fungi; Ascomycota; Eurotiomycetes; Chaetothyriales; Herpotrichiellaceae.
AUGACAACGGUUCUACCUCCGGCAGGGUUCAGGGGAGAAAAUGGCUAUUCACUAGACGUCCAGAAUGUGAGCGGUUCUCAUGGACCACUGGAAGAAACGCUCUCAAUUGAUCGUCGCUCUCACCGUCUCACGGACGACGCAAUCCAAGUACCAGGUCGCUGGCUCACGGUCUCGCCAUAUUUGGAGCGCGAUCAUCAACUGGAUCUUGAGAGUAUCGACACGCCCAACCGGUUGCUGGCUCUGGCCUUGAGACAGCUUCAACCAGCCACCACAGAGUACGCAAAAGUGAGAUAUGACGAAGCCUUGGACUGGAGGAAUAUCAUGUCAACCCUGAGAAUUUUGGUAGCCACCGAGGGCUAUAGAUGGACACGACACAGUUUCUAUGUCGUCGAAUUCAGAUCCAAGUUGAAGCAGAAUGUCGACGUGGACCUCUUGUUCAAGCUCGAUAAAGAAUCCCAUGUUGAGGCUACCAAAAGUGGCGGCUUGCUGAAGUAUUGGUAUGGUACGCCUGAUACAGAGAGAAGAAAUCUUGCAACAUGCCUUUGGCGAAGCAGGGACGAUGCAAUCAAUGGCGGUCUGGGGCCAUGGCACAAGCAGGCCCGUGCUGCAAUUGUGCAGAUGUACGAAGAAAUUGAUGUGAAGGGGCUCCGCCUCACUAUUGACGACGACGUGAGUAGUUGGAGUUUCGGCCCCUACAGUGAAUCUCGAUCAGAGCAUUCAGGGGGUGCUCAGUCGUGA